Molecule: messenger RNA, 5657 nt
Organism: Vombatus ursinus (common wombat)
Lineage: Eukaryota; Metazoa; Chordata; Mammalia; Diprotodontia; Vombatidae
Gene: DACH1
Product: dachshund family transcription factor 1
Exons: 12
Coding region: 616-2961 (781 amino acids)
Source: RefSeq, a predicted model, not a curated record
UCGGUGUUUCUUUGCUCCGGGUUCCUGGUUGGAUAAUUUGGGUUAAUACUAGUGAGUGAGGUUUUUGUGGCUUCAAAGGGUAUUUCAAGUUUCCGGAGCUCCUCCCCUCUGCACCGUGUGACAACAACAACUCGUCCAGAGAGCAGCCAGCACUUUUCAGCUCAUUUUCUCUCUGUCAUUCCCCUCUCAAUCUUUGAUCAAUGUACUUGCCAGAGAGAACUGAAGUCCUUCAAACCUCCUCUUUUUCACCUUCAUCUUUAACUUUGUGCUAGAGCAGGACCCAAAAAAACAAUAGCCAACCCCCCCCCACUCUCUCCCCCCCCCCCAAAAAAAUUCAGCCCCCAAUCCCAGCCCCCGGAGAGGACUACUCAUUUCGACUUGCGGGACACUUUUGUGCGUGUCUCUCCUGCUUCUCGCUCUUACCCCUCUGCCCUUCAAUCUGCCUUUUCCUUCUCUCUUUCUUUUCCUUUUUUUCGUUUUUCUCUCUUUCUCCCUCUUCAUCUUCCUGGGGAUUUUGCAUUCUCUCGUUCGUUCUCCCCCUUUCCUUCCCCUCCCCCUGGUGUGUGGCAACUUUUUCCACCCCCCAAUCUCCUUCUUCUCCUCUUAUAUGUCACCAUGGCCGUGCCGGCUGCUUUGAUCCCUCCGACCCAGCUGGUCCCCCCGCAACCUCCGAUCUCCACUUCUGCCUCCUCCUCCUGCACCACCACCUCCACCUCUUCGGCGACCUCCUCUCCGGGUCCCUCCAUCGGUCCCCCGGCGUCUUCAGGGCCAACCCUCUUCCGACCAGAGCCCAUCGCAGCGGCAGCGGCGGCGGCAGCGGCGGCGGCGGCAGCGGCGGCGGCGGCGGCGGCCACGGUCACCUCCACCAGCAGCAGCGGCGGCGGCGGCGGAGGCAGCGGCGGCGGCGGCGGCGGCGGCGGCGGUGGCGGCGGCUGCACGAGCAGCAACGCGGGAGGCGGCGGCGGUAACUGCAACCCCAGCCUGGUCACCCCCAACAGUAGCAGCAGCAACAGCAGCAGCACCAGCAGUGGCAACACCGGCAGCGGCGGCGGAGGCAGCUCCAACCCCAGCCUCAACGUGAGCACCGCCAGCUGCGGCAGCAGCAGCAGCAGCAGUAGCAGCAGCAGCAGCAGCAGCAGUAGCAGCAGCAGCAGCAGCAGCAGCAGCAGCUGCGGCAACCUCCCGGGGAAACCCGUGUAUUCGACCCCUUCCCCAGUGGAGAACACCCCCCAGAAUAAUGAGUGCAAAAUGGUGGAUCUGAGGGGGGCCAAAGUGGCUUCCUUCACGGUGGAGGGCUGCGAGCUUAUCUGCCUGCCCCAGGCUUUUGACCUGUUCCUAAAGCACUUGGUCGGGGGCUUGCACACUGUCUAUACCAAGCUGAAGCGGUUGGAGAUCACGCCGGUGGUGUGCAACGUGGAACAGGUUCGCAUCCUGAGGGGACUAGGGGCUAUCCAGCCCGGGGUGAACCGCUGCAAACUCAUCUCCAGGAAGGAUUUCGAGACACUCUACAAUGACUGCACCAACGCAAGUUCUAGACCUGGAAGGCCUCCUAAGAGGACUCAAAGUGUCACCUCCCCAGAGAAUUCUCAUAUCAUGCCACAUUCUGUUCCUGGCCUAAUGUCUCCUGGGAUCAUACCACCAACAGGUCUCACAGCAGCAGCUGCAGCGGCUGCUGCAGCUACCAAUGCUGCCAUAGCAGAGGCGAUGAAGGUGAAAAAAAUCAAAUUAGAAGCUAUGACCAACUAUCAUGCCAGUAAUAACCAGCAUGGAGCAGAUUCAGAGAAUGGAGAUCUGAAUUCAAGUGUUGGCAGCAGUGAUGGUUCUUGGGAUAAGGAAAAACUUCAGUCUCCCCCCACCCAAGGAUCUCAGGCCUCUGUUAACCACCCCAGCUUGCCUGGACAGCAUAACCUUCCAGUUAGUCAUCCUCUCAACCCUCUUCAGCAGAACCACCUUCUGCCAAAUGGACUGGAACUUCCUUUUAUGAUGAUGCCCCACCCUCUAAUUCCUGUCAGCCUACCUCCAGCAUCUGUCACCAUGGCAAUGAGCCAGAUGAACCACCUCAGCACCAUUGCUAAUAUGGCAGCAGCAGCACAAGUUCAGAGCCCACCAUCAAGAGUUGAGACAUCUGUUAUUAAGGAACGUGUUCCAGACAGUCCUUCCCCUGCCCCCUCUCUUGAAGAGGGUCGAAGACCUGGCAGUCAUCCAUCAUCUCACCGAAGCAGCAGCGUAUCUAGCUCCCCUGCACGGACCGAGAGUUCUUCUGAUAGAAUCCCAGCUGUCCAUCAGAAUGGGCUAUCCAUGAACCAGAUGUUGAUGGGUUUGUCACCAAAUGUGUUACCUGGUCCAAAAGAGGGGGAUCUGGCUGGCCAUGAUCUUGGCCAUGAAUCCAAAAGGAUACACAUUGAAAAAGAUGAGACCCCGCUCUCCACACCAACCGCAAGAGACAGCCUUGACAAACUUUCUCUUACUGGGCAUGGGCAACCACUACCUCCAGGUUUUCCAUCUCCUUUUCUAUUCCCUGAUGGAUUGUCCUCCAUAGAGACCCUUCUGACUAACAUCCAGGGGCUCUUGAAGGUUGCCAUAGACAAUGCCAGAGCUCAAGAGAAACAAGUCCAACUGGAAAAAACAGAGCUGAAGAUGGAUUUCCUAAGGGAACGAGAACUAAGGGAAACUCUUGAAAAGCAGCUGGCUAUGGAACAGAAGAAUAGAGCAAUAGUUCAAAAGCGGCUAAAGAAGGAGAAAAAGGCAAAGAGGAAAUUGCAGGAGGCGCUUGAAUUUGAGACCAAGCGUCGAGAACAAGCAGAGCAGACCCUAAAACAGGCAGCAUCAACAGAUAGUCUCAGGGUCUUAAAUGACUCUCUGACCCCAGAGAUAGAAGCUGACCGCAGCGGGGGCAGAACAGAUGCUGAAAGGACAAUACAAGAUGGACGACUUUAUUUGAAAACUACUGUCAUGUACUGAAUCUUCCCAUUGAAGAAGCCUGUUCUAUGGUAAAGAACUUUGCAGUAAGACAUUCACCAUUGGGAAGUACAGAAAAAACAAAAUACUUUCACAAGGGACUUCCUCAUCUUUGUGUAUCAAUGUUCUUCAAAAGUUUAAAGCAUUCUACCGAAAUUUCCUUCAUUGUUUCUCGCUAGUGGCUCAAGCUAGAGACCCUGAGAAUGUUUGUAAAUGUGCAAGUAUCCUUCUUACAAUUAAUUACUGCAACUUUGCUGCUGGACACUUGUAUACAGAAUCACAGGCAGGCCCAAACAAGGCCUAGCAUUGUUUUUUAAUGGAAUGAAAACAUUGUACUCCACUGACAAUUCUGUAUUUGAGCACAUCAAAAGAACCUUCCAGCAGUGACCUCCCAAACUUACAGACUGUUGUUUCCUCCAGAAACCAGCAAGACCAUUCUGAAAAGAACCUGUAAGGGGGCAUGAGAGGAUAACUAAAAAAAAUUAAAAAAUAAAUAAAAUAAGUAAAUUAAGAAUACUAUUCUGUUACACUGAAUUCCAACCUUACUAAUUGGGAGUUUUCUCCUGAAGAAAUUUUUUCACGUAUUUCCCAAGAGACCAAUAUACAUGGAUGCUAAGUAACAGCUAAGUAAAAUUUUAUGUAAGUAAAAAGAAACACCAAACUGUUUGAUUCUUCUCAAGGCCUCUUUUCCUGAAAAUAAUAGGUAGGGUAUUAAUUUCUCAUUCUCAACUGGUAGGGGUUAAUUGGGGGGGAGGGAGAUUUUACUUCUUAUUCAAACUGUUGGUCACAUGUACAGUAUAUAAACACAAACCACACAAGGAAGGUAUUAUGUAUGCAGUAGAAUACUAGAGUUUAGGAAAAUGAAAUUUUAGAAAAUAUGUUUUGUCACCCUGUUGGUCAGAAAGACACCAUUCUAGUUUUAACGCAUGCAGGCAUGUAAAUAUUUGUCCUGGAGUCACAGUAUUAAUGAAUGAGAUCUUAAGCGUCUGGUGACAUCAGAACUCUAUGUCAGCCACUUUGAUUUGUAAAUUGAACCAUGGUUAGUGCCCUCAACAGCACUUUGGAGAAUGGAUCGUGGCUGAGCUGCAAGUUGAAACACCAGAAAUAUUUUUAUAUGUUAAUGUCAUAUUAUGUUAAUGUUGCUGAAAAACAAAACCUAACAAACACUUGAUGUAUCAGUCCAAUACCACGUAGCGCGGAGUGAUAAAGUUGAAGUCUGUUGUGCUACCCACCCUGAUUCUGGGGAGAGGUAGUUAUGUGUCCUUUUCACUGUCUUUCUGAAAGCUACAGUAUGUGUUUUCACUUUUGUGCAGAUAACUGGAAAUAAGCUGCAACACAGUGCUUCUAGCAUAAUUAAGUUAGAGUUCUCUUGGUUUUUGCAUAAUUUGGGGUUAUCCCUUUAAAGACUGAUUUUCAUGAAUCAGCACUGUUACUAUACUUUUGUGAGUUUACUUUCUUUAUCUUUAAAGUUCUGUGCUCAUCAAAAAUUAUUUAUUACAUGAAAACAUAUCAAAACAAAAAUACCUAACAUUUUUUGAAAUAUAGUUCAAUUGGAUAUUAAAGUUAUUUGAUCCAAAAAAAAUCCAGUAUUUUUUAAAUUCUAGAGCUGAGCUCAUAUAAUUUUUAGGUCUUCCUUGCAAUAUUGGUACACAUUUCUUUCAUGUGGCCCAUCACCAAUUCACUUCAGCUUUUUUUUUCUUAAGGUAAAAAACAAAUUAACAAGUUGUAUAUACAAGCUCACAUUUUAGCUUGCUUAAGAACAGGAGCAAUAUGUUUUCAUUUAAAAUAUUGUUACUAAGUUCUCUGUAGGAACUUUGUUUUCUAAGCAUGUUUGUUCCAUUACCCUUCCUGUCCUCUUUGUUGCCUGAGCAUGAUACCCUAUACUCUAGGUUUAUUUUUUUUUUUCAUAUACAGUCUUUAAAGGGUAACAGUUUCAGAAUCGGAUGGACUUAUGGCAAGCUUUCGAAUCAUAGAUAUUUGGAAAGAGAAAAAAAAAAGCCUACAGCUGAAAAUAUGUAGUAGCAUCUGGCAUUGCUCUGCUCCUUGCAUAGAGUCACCUGUAAGUAGGUUUACUAGUUUUUAAAUAUAUUCUUUCCAUACUUUUGAGAAUGCCUCAGUGUUUGGUUUGACAUAAAUGGAAAUGUUCACGUGGAUCAAGGGGGAAAAAACUAUCAGUUAUAUGUUAAGAAAGAAGCUUACUAACAUGGUGUAAAUAUUACAAUUCACGAAAUGUUACCGUAAGUUAAGGGUUUUUUUUUUUUGUCCCUCUUUAGUUAUACAGGUUGAUUUGUUUGUUUGUUUUGCAUAGAUGAUGAAUAAAAUUGUGCUCAUGCUAUUGUUUAUAUGCUUUUGUAAUCUUAAAGAUAUUCAUGUCUAGUUGUUCUAUAUUAUAACCACAUUUGCGCUCUAUGCAAGCCCUUGGAACAGAACAUACUCAUCUUCAUGUAGGACCUAUGAAAAUUGUCUAUUUUUAUCUAUAUAUUUAAAGUUUUCUAAAAAUGAAAAAAGGUUAUUACGAAUUUUGUUGUACAAAAUCUGUACAAAAAUCUGUUUUUACAUCAUAAUGCAAGAAUUGGAAAUUUUUCUAUGGUAGCCUAGUUAUUUGAGCCUGGUUUCGAUGUGAGAACCACGUUUACUGUUAUUGUAUUUAAUUUUCUUUUUCUUUUCAACAAUCUGCUAAUAAAACUGUCUGAAAUCUC